AUGAACCUCACCGAGGCGCAGGCCGAAAAAGUCCUAUCAACGUGGCGCAUCUCCCGCCUCGAGGACAUCCUCGGCCCCGAGCUGUCGCCGCGCUCGUGGAGCAACAACCUGCGCAAACACCUGUGCAUGCUCUGCCGCCUCGUCAACCUCGAGCAAGCCCGCAUCCUGCUCUCGAACGAAGUCACGGCCCGUCUGGCAAAUCGCACCCGCAAUAGGGGCAUUCGUCGCGAUCACUUGAGUGAUGUUGAUGUCAUGCGCGUUCUUGAUAGACAGGAAGCGCAAAUACGAGGGCAUCCCGACGUCUACAGCCAGUACUCGCCCUCGCCGGCGGCGAACCAGGCGAUGAGGCGUCUGGACAGGGUAUCGGAAACCCCCGACUACACCCGCCCGUAUCCACCCGGGCCGAGUCCGGGCCUCUCCGCCGACGCCUCAUCUUACCACCCAAGUACGGCAUCAUCCCCUGUCUCAACCUCCGCCUCAACCUCCAUCACCACCGCCCCGUCUCCCAACCCACGCACAGGGCCUUCAUUACGAUGGUCCUCCACCGCCCUCCAACUCCUGGCGCGCAACGCCGCAGCCGGCAGCCGCAGUGACUACCAUGAGGCCGGCCCGUCAACAUUCGACGAUGGAGAUCGUCGGAUGAGUCUAGGGCCAAGGGACGAAGAUGGUACUCCCGCCCGCUCAUCGCCAGUACACGGCCUACCAUCACAAACGCCGGCAUGGGCCUUGCCCCAACACUCCCGUCAAUCACAAAACUCACAUCAACCGCAACAAUCACGUCAGUCGCAGCAUUCACAUCAACGGGAAUACUCGCGUCAACCGCAAUACUCACAGCAACCGUCAUCAGCUGCCGGUCAACGUCACAGCAGCCCGGCAAGCGAGAUCGUAGUCCAAAUUCCAGAAACGAAAACCGGCACGCCCGCCGCAGCGACCAGCCACCGGGAGACUAACCGUCGAGAUACCAACCUAAUGGCCGCGCCGCCUCCAAGAGCCCGGUCUCCCACGACAGCAAGGACCUCUGGCAACUCGGUGGCACACACGAGAGCAGAGGAAUCGCCACGGUCUAGGCCCACCCGGACCACCGACGAUCCAGAACCGAACACCAGGGCCGUGGCAUCACCACGGCAAAGGCCACUCCCAACAACGUCAGUCAAGACCGACACCUCAGGAAUACGCGCCAUGACCGAACCGCCACAAAGAACGCAGACCACCGCCACCGCCACUACCACCACCACCACCACCACAUCAUCCUCAUCAUCCUGGAACAAUUUCCGCCCCGAAUCCCACAUUCCCGCGUCGGCCCCGCAAAGGCCAUGGCCGGGGACUACAUCAAGAACAAACAACCCGCCAGAACACCGCACCAGGCCCCCGGACCCGCCGCGGAGGAGCGAGAGCAGCACGACCCCCAUGACUGACGACACGGAAGGCAUCACGGUAGUAGAGCGCCACAAGAGGAAACGAGAGAGCAUGAUGGCCGACCUCGAGGGCGACAUCGAGAAGCUGGGCUACAGGGUCGACAUACAGCGGACAACGGUCAAGCUCCGCCAGCACGAGUACGCUCAGGAGCAACGACACCUGGAGGCCGCCCGCGCCAAACUCGAGAGUCUCUCAUCGGGGGACGCUGUCGCCGCCCAGAUGGAGCAGUUUGACGGUUUUCUCGCAGGCCUUGACGAUCUCGUUGCCAGAUACCCCGCCGUCCUUCACGCGCACGACGACCAAAGCGCCAACGACAUGGGUCGAGCCCUGGCAUCGCCGUCUCAGCCACCGGAGGAGACAGACAUGAGUCUUCAACCGGGCAUGCUCUUCGACGCCUUGAGGAGGGCCGUCAGGGUCAAGAUGGGUUCGGCAGCACAUCAAACAGAACGGCUACAGGAUACGAGAAGGGUGGGUGAAAGAGAGCUCAGGGCGGCCCAGGCCGCCGUGGACGAGACGUUGGCAACCCUGGAGCGUGCAAGGGAGGACCUUUCCAAGCUCGAGGAUGACCUCCACUUCUUGUCAAUUGAAAAGGAGCGUUUGAGCGACAGGUUUGGUUCUUAG
Colletotrichum gloeosporioides is the source of this 2037-nucleotide messenger RNA. RefSeq lists its product as uncharacterized. Bases 1 to 2037 code for a protein of 678 amino acids. The transcript has 3 exons. The record is from RefSeq and is a predicted model, not a curated record. NCBI's taxonomy places the organism in Eukaryota, Fungi, Ascomycota, Sordariomycetes, Glomerellales, Glomerellaceae.